Molecule: messenger RNA, 768 nt
Organism: Aureobasidium namibiae CBS 147.97
Lineage: Eukaryota; Fungi; Ascomycota; Dothideomycetes; Dothideales; Saccotheciaceae
Product: P-loop containing nucleoside triphosphate hydrolase protein
Exons: 2
Coding region: 1-768 (255 amino acids)
Cellular component (GO): cytoplasm
Molecular function (GO): ATP binding; kinase activity
Source: RefSeq, a predicted model, not a curated record
AUGGACGAGCAAGUAGACAGAUUAGUCAAGAAGACAUGGGCCAAGUUUCAGGAAGUGCCCAGAUCCAAGCGACUGAUGAUUGCCGUAUCUGGCAUCCCAGGUUCGGGCAAAACAACUCUCGCGUCCGUCGUAGCAAGCCGAUUGAACGAUCUUCACCACGAAGAAUUCCCUGCAUUGGCGCAAAACGAUGAACCCGCAGCUUUCGUCCCGAUGGACGGCUAUCACUUGUCGCGAGCCCAGCUAGACGCCAUGCCCGAUCCCAACACUGCUCAUGCGAGACGCGGCGCUGCAUUUACCUUUGAUGCUCGGUCUUUCUUGGACUUGGUCAAGAAGCUCCGCCAGCCAAUCUCGCCAGAGACAAAAACACUGUAUGCUCCAUCUUUUGACCACGCCCAGAAAGACCCCGUCAACGACGACAUUCCCAUCCACCCAGAAGCUCGGAUCUUGAUCUUCGAGGGCAACUAUUUGAGUCUGGGCACGGGUGCACCAGAGUGGAAGGAGGCAGCGGAGCUCAUGGAUGAGCUGUGGUUCGUCGAGGUCGAGGAAGACGUUGCGAGAGAGCGAUUGGUGGCGCGUCACAUCAAGGCCGGCAUUGCCAAAGACGAGGAGGAAGCGCGUAAGAGAGCCGACGAGAACGAUUUGGUCAAUGGCCGCGAGAUUGUAGAACACAGAUUGAGCGUGCACGAAGUCAUCAAGUCAAAGCACGACGGCAGCUGGAGGCCAGAGAAUCAAGGCAUGGAUGCUGCCGACGUGAGCAGAGAGGCAUAG